UAAAAAAUAAAAAGAGGGAGAUGUUGUAGAUUUAAUCUUUUCUUAAAUCUAAGUUACCCAAAAAUCGUUUGAAAAUGAAUCAUAAUUUAGAAAAAUCCAUUCUUUCUAAAAUUUUAAUCGUUGGAAGUGGAUUGACGGGAAGUGUGACUGCAAGUCUUGUGAAACAUGAAGCUUCUGCCGAUAUCACUAUAUGGGAAAAAGAAGAAUAUAUUGGUGGACGUUUCCACACAUUUCAUAGUCCUUUAGCUGCUGAAUGCUCUGUUGAUCUGGGUGCACAAUACAUCAGUGCAACAUUAGAAUUUAUAAGAAGUCAUGCCAGAUUUUAUGAUGAACUGUUGGACAAAGAUAAAUUGGUUCCUUUGGGUGAAAAAAUCCAAAAUUUCAGAAGAUUGUCUGAAUCAAAGACGAACUUCACUGCUCCUGGGGGUUCAGAGUCUCUAGUGCAGCACUUUCUUGAAAAAUCUGAUGCAACAGUUUGUUUAAAGCAUGAAGUUGUAGAAAUCAAUCUUAAAGAAGAACCAAAACUGUGGGAAGUAAAAGCUUCUAAUGGUGUUGUAAAAAAUUUUGAUGUUGUAAUACUCACCAUACCUGUUCCACAAGUGCUAAAACUUGGUGGCAAUUUCUUAAA
This is a messenger RNA of Uloborus diversus, 628 nucleotides long. RefSeq names its product renalase-like. The record is from RefSeq and is a predicted model, not a curated record. Gene Ontology annotation, cellular component: extracellular region. NCBI's taxonomy places the organism in Eukaryota, Metazoa, Arthropoda, Arachnida, Araneae, Uloboridae. Gene Ontology annotation, molecular function: oxidoreductase activity, acting on NAD(P)H.